Messenger RNA from Strongylocentrotus purpuratus (purple sea urchin), 2133 nucleotides. RefSeq lists its product as uncharacterized. NCBI's taxonomy places the organism in Eukaryota, Metazoa, Echinodermata, Echinoidea, Camarodonta, Strongylocentrotidae. The transcript is spliced from 2 exons. Bases 113 to 1072 code for a protein of 319 amino acids. The record is from RefSeq and is a predicted model, not a curated record.
GAUGGUGAUGAUGAUGAUGAGCAAAACAAAAGCAGUGAAGAGAAUGCAUCCUUCACAAGAACUAGGCAUUUGUCUCCAAUCACCACUAUUGAUAUGAGUGCCAUUAGAGGUGAUGUUGUGCGUAAACCAUUGUACGCAUCCGAGACACGCUCUCGUGAACCAGACCUGGGAGUCUUUCAGUUCGAUCCUGAGGAUACCGAGGGUAACAGGGAAUCACCAAAAAAAACAACGGAGGGUCAUUGUUCUUUCGCGGCCCUUUGGCAAAGCCCCAAAGCAGAAGAAGCCAGCUAAGAAGGCCACUUCCAAGAAGACCAAGCCUGAAGCAAUGGUUCAUAAAAUCCAAGCUGGUAAGCCCCUGAACACCUUCUUGAGGACGUGUGCACUGUUGACGGACAUCACCCUUUCACGCGGCAAGCGCAACGUGAAGCGCCACCUUGUGACGCGACAAAGAGGGGACCAGGAGGUUGAUACGGGGAUCUGGAAGCGAGGAGAGCAGGUGCAGGAGAGGAACAGGGUCGAUGAUUUGUUUUCACCCACUGAUAAAGGGAGGAAGGAACAAGAACUGAUCAGGAAGAAUAAGCGGAGGGACGAGUACGUGGUAGCAUGGUACCUGUGGUGUCCUGGACAUGGGAAGUGCCACAGAAAGUGUGGCGGAUACGGUGCAUGUGUGGAAGGUUGCCCAGGAGUUUCCCACAAACAAGACCGUCACAACUGCUCCGUCCUGGUCAACCUCAAACUCUACCUUGGAGACCUUGACCACUGGGUAGUGACCAUCACUGGACAGCACGUUGACCCCAAGGACGCGGUCAUCUGGACCCCUCCGCCCAAGGAUAAGCUACGUCACGGUGUGGACGUUACGGACUUGAUCGUGUCUCACUGCCAGAAGGGAGAUAGUUUGGAUGAGAUCCACCAGAAACUGAUGGAGGACCCCGAACUUAAAGGGAUAGCUCCCACAAAGAGGAGAUUGACUCAUUUGUUGUAUAACAGCAGACACCUUAAGACAAAGAGAAGGAGCCAUGUUCAGGAGGAAGAGGAGGAGGAGGAAGAGAUAGAUGAUGAGGCUGAAUCAUGACAUCGGCCUUCUUAAAAACCUCAUUCUCCUAUUUUAUUUUUUACUUUUUUUUGCAAGUGCUUUUGAUCUACUGACAAGCCAACUGGCUGAUUUGAUUUGCUCAGACAAUAGAUUACAAUUGGUUAUAAGAUUACACAUUACAUUAUAAAUACAUACAGGGUAUAUAAAUGAACAGUUUCUGGUCGUAACCCGACAUGCAGUGAACAGUUACACUUCUACCAUCAAUAUAAUAGAAACUUUUGCUCAAAUUGCCUUCCUAGGAAUGAUAUGGUUCCUAGGAUAUCAUGCGAAGUGAAGUGUGUUGUGAUAUUGAGCUGCUGUAAAAUCAGAAAUUAUCAUUUAAAUGUGUAACAUGUUUUUGAAGUUCACAGGUGGUGGUUUAGAUUGGUGAAAGUGUUUCAUGUUGUGAAGCAACUGAAUCACAACUGUCAUAACACUAAAUUUUUACAAUUUCCAAAAGUUUCUUGCUACAAAAAAAGUAAUUCUUAGCAAUCCCCGAAAGUUUCAUGCAGUCGUGAAUUUUUAAAAAUGUACAGUUCACUAUUGAGGCCAUCCUUACAUUCUGCCAAGAUUAUGAUCAGGAAACAAUGUGAUACAAAUCAUCUCAAAUAAAAGAAAGAACUGAGAUAUCUGUAAUCAUUGUGAAGUCGCUUGUAAAUCAGUGAACAAAAUAAUGUUAUUGAAAUCAAUCUUCCUAUUACAUGUACAUGAAUGGAAUGACAGCCAAUUAUCAACAGCAAAUUGUAUUCCAAAUUUCUAACAUCUACAAAAUGUUUAACAUUUUUAUACUCUUUCCAAUCAAGAUGAAGCAAUUAAAAAAAAAGUGAAACAAAAUAUUGUUUUGAUUACAUUUAGAUUAAAAAUGAUGACCAUGUUAUAUGCAGGUGUCAUAGUCAAGUAGUCUAAGCUUCUGACUGGAGAUUAAAGGUCGUGGGUUCGAACCCCAGGGUAGCGCUAGUAUACAAAUGAUGCAUGCGCUUGAGUUCAUUCUAUGAUCUGUCUGCACUCGAGUUGAGGCUGUGUGUAUCUAUCGCACAAAGCUGUUAGGCUGAGUGCGAUAG